This is a messenger RNA of Anolis carolinensis (green anole), 1954 nucleotides long. RefSeq names its product dolichol kinase (gene dolk). The transcript is spliced from 3 exons. Gene Ontology annotation, cellular component: endoplasmic reticulum membrane. Gene Ontology annotation, molecular function: dolichol kinase activity. The record is from RefSeq and is a predicted model, not a curated record. NCBI's taxonomy places the organism in Eukaryota, Metazoa, Chordata, Lepidosauria, Squamata, Anolidae. Gene Ontology annotation, biological process: dolichyl monophosphate biosynthetic process. Bases 235 to 1806 code for a protein of 523 amino acids.
UUCGACGGUUGGGCGGGAGAGAACUGCGCAUGCGUGGUUCUCUAGACGAGCUGACGUCAAGAUGGCUGCCUCCAGCAGGGUUCCCCAACAGAAAUGAUCUUCUGACAGUGCUCUUGCAAGGACAAGAAAGAUCCAGCAUAAUUAGAAGAUGGUACCAAAGAGAUGUGAGUGAAGCUCCACGAGUGGAAGAGGGAGAGCGUGCCUGAGAGAGGGGGGGGGGGCUUUGGUGGCGCCAUGCCGGAGAAGCGGGUGCUGGUGGAGUCCCUGGUGGUCUUUGCCGUGGCGCUGUGCGUCCACCGUGCGGUGUGGGACCGCUUCUCCUGGUGCGCGCUGGCCCUGGCUGUGCAGGCCUUCUACGUGCAGUUCAAGUGGGACCACCUGCUGCGCCUGGGCAACGCCGUCUUCCGCUUCCGGGCGGGCGCCAACAGCGGCCUGCUCCCGGCCUGCAUGGUGGCCCCGCUGCUGGGCAUCGUGAUGAAGGAGCGGUGCGGGGCGGCCGGCAUGGUCUACUUCGAGCGCCUGGGCCUGGUGGUGUCCUCGUCCGGCAUGGCCAUCGCCCUCUUCCUCUCCGUCAUCGCCCUGGGCGUCACCAAGCCCACGCCCACCAACACCUGCGUCCUCUCGGGCGUGGCGGGGGGCCUCUUUGUCUACACCGCGAAGCACUCCUUGACCGUCUCCGAGGUCAUUGAGGUGCUGGAGGUGCUGCUCAUCUUCGUCUAUCUCAGCAUGGUCCUGCUCUACCUCCUGCCCCGGUGCUUCACCCCCGGGGAGGCCCUGCUCGUCCUCACCGGCAUCAGCUUCGUCCUCAACCAGCUCAUCAAGCGCUCACUCAAUGCCGGCGAGAGCAAAGGCGACCCCGUGGACUUCUUCCUGAUGGUGGUGGUGGUCGGGGUGGUCCUCCUGGGCCUCUUCUUCGCCGCCCUCUUCUUCUUCAUGGACUCCGGCACCUGGGUGUCCUCCAUGUUCUUCCACAUGAUGACGGCGGUGCUGGGCCUGGGCGUCAUCAUGCCGUGGCUGUAUCGCCUCAUCCGGCGCAACCCCUUGUUUUGGUUCUACCAGUUCCUUUCCCAGACGCAGAGACGGGUCUAUCUCCUCUCCUACUGGGUCCUUUUGGCCGCUUCGGCGUGCGCCGUGGUGUUGUACCAGAACGCCAAGCGGGCCUCGGGCUCGAAAAAACACCAGGCGUCGACGGUCACGAGGAAGUAUUUCCAUCUCAUCGUGGUGGCCACGUACGUCCCGGGGCUCAUCUACGACCGCCAGCUGCUUUACGUGGCUUCGGCGGUGUGCCUGGGGGUCUUCAUCCUCCUGGAGUACGUCCGGUUCUUCACCAUCAAGCCCUUCGGACACUGGCUGCGGCACUUGCUCUCGCUCUUCCUGGACGAGCGGGACAGCGGGCCCCUGGUCCUGACGCACAUUUACCUCCUGCUGGGGAUGUCCCUCCCCGUCUGGCUCUUCCCCAGGCCUUGCGCCCCCAAAGGGGCCCUGCCCGGAGCGGGGGCCCUGGCCCACUAUGCGGGGGUCCUGGCCGUCGGGGUCGGGGACUCGGUGGCCUCCGUCUGCGGCAGCACCAUGGGCGAGAUCCGCUGGCCCGGCACCAAGAAGACCUUCGAGGGGACCAUGACCGCCAUCUUCGCGCAGGUCAUCGCGGUGGCCGUCAUCCUCAUCUUCGACCCGGCCGUGGACCUCAACGCCAGCUACGCCUGGAUCCUGGCCUCCAUCACCUUGGUCUCCCUCUUGGAGGCCUACACCAGCCAGGUAGACAACCUGCUCCUCCCGCUCUACCUCCAGAUCCUGCUCAUGGCUUAGCUGGCGCAUGGGAAGCAGAGGUUUUAAUCAUGUUAUGGUUUUCGGUGGCUUCGCGUCAUGUCAGCUCGUACCAUGGCUGUGGCUUGUGACAUGUCCAAAACGGUCGCUCCCGGGUCCAAUCGAUAUUUAAAACAGGAAUGCAAACACA